CUUCGAACCCAACCAGAACGGAGACUUCUGUGUCCGGGUGUUCUCGGAGAAGCAGGUCGAGUUCCAAGAGCUGGACGACCCGGUGGAAUGCAACGUGAAACAGGUGGACAUUGAUGAAGAUGAUGUUGGAGAACGCUUCAGAUCUCUGUUUGGACAACUAGCAGGAGAGGACAGCGAGAUCUCUGCCUUUGAGCUGAAGAAAAUCCUCAAUAGAGUGGUGACCCAACGUUCGGACAUCAAGACCAGCGGCUUCAGUUUGGAUACCUGUCGCAACAUGGUCAACCUUCUAGACAAAGACGGCAGCGGUCGCCUUGGUCUGGUGGAGUUCAAGAUUCUGUGGACCAAGAUUGAGAACCUCCUGAAUAUCUACCGGGAGAAGGACGUGGAUAAGUCUGGCUGCAUGAGCUCCACCGAGAUGAGAAUGGCGGUGGAAGAAGCAGGCUUCCGUCUGGACAACUCUCUGAACCAGAUCCUGGUGGCUCGCUACAGUGAUUCGGACCUCACCGUGGACUUUGAUAACUUUGUGUCCUGCCUGGUUCGCCUGGAGAGCAUGUUCAAAACAUUCAACGCCAUUGAAAAUGACGGCUCGGGAAAUGUGGAACUGAAUCUUAUAGAGUGGCUGAACCUGACUCUGGUCUGACGCGGUACUGCCCCCUGGUGGUCAAGAGUCACCCUGGUCGGACGUGGUACUGCCCCCUGGUGGUCAACAGUCACCCUGGUCGGACGUGGUACUACCCCCUGGUUGCCAACUGGCACCCUGCUGUCUAGUACGCAGGUCUUUCUCAGCAGCAUAGCCGUCUGUAUAAUCAGACUUAGACAUAUUAACUAAUAUAUACAGAACUUUAGUUAGAAGUGGUUGGAUAUAGAAUCAUGUAUCGAUUGGAAUUUUACUUUGCAAACCAAUGUGUCACACUUGAUCCUGGAUCCAUUACAAUUAAAAACUGUCGACACAAACGUGUUUUUAUUUACAAAAAAAUAACAAUAA
This is a messenger RNA of Gadus chalcogrammus (walleye pollock), 985 nucleotides long. Its product is annotated as calpain-1 catalytic subunit-like. The transcript has 10 exons. Bases 275 to 640 code for a protein of 121 amino acids. The record is from RefSeq and is a predicted model, not a curated record. Gene Ontology annotation, molecular function: calcium ion binding. Lineage: Eukaryota; Metazoa; Chordata; Actinopteri; Gadiformes; Gadidae.